Dreissena polymorpha is the source of this 981-nucleotide messenger RNA. RefSeq lists its product as uncharacterized. The record is from RefSeq and is a predicted model, not a curated record. The transcript has 3 exons. NCBI's taxonomy places the organism in Eukaryota, Metazoa, Mollusca, Bivalvia, Myida, Dreissenidae. The coding region runs from base 1 to 633 and encodes 210 amino acids.
AUGCGACAGACAGGUCCAACCGGAAGUGGAGGUACAGGGAGAGCCGGACUGCUGCACGGAAGGCCAAAACAGGGCUGCUAUCACAACCGGUUGCUUUAUCAGCCCAUGGAUGACGUCAUCGUUGGCACGAUUGGUGACAGGUGUUACGGCUACUACUGCGAGGGUGACAACAUUUUCGUGCACUGGGAGGAUGUCUGCGUCGCACCGUCAGCUACGGCGUCGGCAUCGGCUGCAGACACAAGCAGCGCACGUUCGUCCGUUUCAAGUGAAGGUGACCGUCGAAUCACAGGAUGUUUACACCAAGGAAACCACUACAACCCGUCAGAGGACGUCAUUCUCGGACACAUCGGGGACAUUUGCUACGGCUACUACUGUGAAGCCGACAAUGUCUUCGUUCAUUGGGAAGAAAGGUGUAAGCAUGGCCACAGUCCAUGGCAUAGAAAUGCUCCGGGCGGAGUAGCCAACAGGGGCGUGGCCAGACAAGGCUGUCACCAUAGGAACAUGUAUUACCAGCCAGGGGAGGAGGUGAUAGCGGGAACAAUUGGUGAAUUCUGCUACGGCUACUAUUGUGAGGCGGGGAACCUGUUCGUGCACUGGGAGGAGAGGUGUAGUGAUGCAAAUGGCAUAAAGUGACAAUAAUUUACACAUGCAUUUGUUUUGAUGAGAAUCUAUAUACUUUUUGCUUGAUCCUAUAACGGUCCCUGGUGUGCUGCAAACAUAUAAGAAUUAAGAAACACAGAGGACUUGUUACGGGCGUAAACCAUACCUUAACACUACUAGUAGCUUGUGUCACGGACUCUAGAUUACACUAUAUACACUCGUGCUUGUGUGUAUGUUUAAAAUUCAUAUAUAAUUAACCCAUAUGCAUUUUGUAUUUGCGAUUUUCCACGUUCUGCAUAUUUCACUAUCUAAGUUCAUACGAUGUUAAAAAAAUAAUAUUUGUUGUUUUGAGUACCCAUAUAAUCACAAGUCGCAAUCGUA